AUGCCUCUGUCAGGACGACUCCUCAACUGGGCCAUCACGGCCGUGGCGGGCUCUGGGUUCCUACUGUUCGGAUACGACCAAGGGGUGAUGUCUGGAUUGCUCACAGGCACAGCAUUCAUAAAACAAUUUCCCGAGAUCGACACCACUGAUACCGGCAACGGCAGCUCCUCUUUACAAGGCACUGUGGUCGCCAUCUACGAGAUUGGAUGUUUCUUCGGCAGUAUCUUCUGCCUCUUCGCAGGCGAACGACUGGGCCGCAGGAAAUGUAUAUGGCUUGGCUGUAUCGUCUUGAGCAUAGGCGCGGCGCUGCAAGCCUCUGCGUAUGGGAUCCCGCAGAUGAUUGUGGGACGAAUCGUGGCGGGGCUUGGGAACGGCAUCAACACGAGCACUAUACCUGUGUGGCAUUCUGAACUUAUGAAGGCCGAGAAGCGAGGGAAAGGACUUUCAAUCGAGUUAGCCAUCAACAUCUUCGGAGUCAUGACGGCAUACUGGGUCGAUUACGGGAUGAGCUUUGUGGACAAUGAAGCCCAGUUUCGAUUCCCACUCGCCUUACAGAUUCUAUUUGCAGUCGUAACUUUCACUGGUCUGCUUUUCUUGCCAGAGUCGCCGAGGUGGCUCAUCGCACACGACCGAUUCGAAGAAGCUAGAGACGUGCUCUCUCGAAUUCGAAUCAAGUCCGAUGCUGAAGACAGCGCAAGUGCUGAUCUGGCGCAAAUACACCAUGCCAUCGAGGAGGAACGAGCCGCUGCAGCCGGCAGCAACUUCCGAGCUCUGAUCAAGGACGGCGGGCAGCGGUUUCGCUAUCGCACACUGCUUGGUAUUGGUGGACAGUUCAUGCAGCAGCUGAGUGGCAUCAAUCUGAUCACGUACUACGCUCCUGUGAUCUUCCAGCAGUCUGUUGGCCUCUCACACUCCUUGUCACUGCUCCUGGCCGGGUUCAAUGGAGUGGCCUACUUCUUCUCCUCCCUACCACCAAUCUGGAUUCUGGAUCGACUUGGGCGCCGCAAGCUCAUGCUAUUCGCAUGUGCAGGACAAGCAUGCUGUAGAAGACUUCUCGCAAUUCCAUGGCUAUUACCUGCUGAGUACGCUCCUCUAGCGAUCAGAACGAAAGCCGCGAGUCUUGCCAGCGCAAGUAACUGGAUCUUCACUUUUCUGGUCGUGGAAAUCACUCCGGUCAGCAUCUCUUCGAUCGGGUACAAGACCUAUAUCUACUUCGCCAUUUUCAAUGCUUUGUUUCUGCCGCUGAUAUAUUUUUUCUAUCCCGAGACCAGAAAUUUGAGCCUUGAGCAGAUUGAUCGGCUCUUUACUGGACCCAAGGUUCUCAUGCAUAUACGAGAAGCCGGCAGUGUAGACGAGGUCGUACUUGGGAAGGCUGCGAUACAGCAGGAAGAUGUGAAGGAUGCUGCAGUUGACCGAGUCGAUCGCGUUUGA
This is a messenger RNA of Pseudocercospora fijiensis CIRAD86, 1431 nucleotides long. RefSeq lists its product as uncharacterized. Lineage: Eukaryota; Fungi; Ascomycota; Dothideomycetes; Mycosphaerellales; Mycosphaerellaceae. The record is from RefSeq and is a predicted model, not a curated record. Gene Ontology annotation, biological process: transmembrane transport; carbohydrate transport. Gene Ontology annotation, molecular function: carbohydrate:proton symporter activity. Gene Ontology annotation, cellular component: membrane. The transcript is spliced from 3 exons. Bases 1 to 1431 code for a protein of 476 amino acids.